AUGCCCGGCCAGGUCCUCUACGAAGCAAACCCCCCGCCGGACGCGUCGCACUUGCCCGAUGAGCUGCUGAAGCUGCGCGUUCAGCUCGACGUGAGCAAUGCCCUCUCAAAGGAGGAGGUCCAGGCUAUACAGAGGUUCAGGAGGGCGGCGGAUUAUAUUGCUGCUGCCAUGAUCUUCCUAAAGUCAAACAUCCUUCUCGACAAACAGCUCUCCCACGAAGACAUCAAGCCCCGCCUCCUCGGGCACUGGGGUACAUGCCCCGGCCUCGUCCUCGUCCACGCCCACCUUAACCGCAUUAUCAAGAAGACAAACCUCGACGCGGUGUAUGUCAUCGGUCCAGGACAUGGCGCCCCGGGGUACCUCUCGUGCCUAUGGCUCGAGGACUCCCUGUCCAAGUUCUACCCCGAGUACAGCAGGGACAUGCAAGGCCUGCACAGGCUGAUCACCAAGUUCAGUCUUCCAGGCGGUUUUCCUAGCCAUAUCAACUCCGAGACCCCAGGCUCCAUCCACGAAGGUGGCGAGCUCGGGUAUGCCCUGGGCGUAGCUUUUGGCGCUGUGAUGGACAACCCCGACCUCGUCGCGGUGUGUGUUGUCGGCGAUGGCGAGGCCGAGACCGGGCCAACCGCAACCGCUUGGCAUGGGUACAAGUACAUCGACCCGGCCGAGUCUGGCGCGGUCCUGCCCAUCGUGCACGUCAACGGAUUCAAGAUCUCGGAACGGACGAUCUACGGGACCAUGGACGACAAGGAGCUCGUCGCCUUGUUCAGUGGCUAUGGUUAUCAGGUCCGCUUUGUGGAGCAUCUGGAUAAUAUCGACAACGACCUGGCUGGGUCGAUGGAGUGGGCGUUGGGGGAGAUUCGGAAGAUACAGCAGGCUGCGAGGAGCGGGAAGCCGAUCGUCAAGCCGCGGUGGCCUGUUCUGAUCAUGAGAACGCCCAAGGGCUGGUCCGCACCGAAGAAGGUGCAUGGCGAGUUCAUCGAGGGGUCCUUCCACGCACACCAAGUGCCCCUCCCGAAAGCGGGGUCGGACGAUGAGGAGCUCGCCGCGCUGCAGGCGUGGCUGUCGUCCUACGGGCCGAAAGAGCUGUUCAACCCGGACGGGACGGUGAAGCCGGAGGUGGUCGAGGGUGUCGUCCCCGAUAACGACGACAAGAAGAUCGGGCAGCGGAGGGAGGCGAUGCGGAUGUUUUGCGGGCUGGAGGUGCCCGCGUGGAGGGAGCACGGCGCGGACGAGGGGGCGAUGGUCAGCGCGACCGGGGCGCUGGGGACGUUCCUCGAGGAGGUGAUCAGGAAGAAUCCGUCUUCGUUCAGAAUAUUCUCGCCGGACGAGCUGGAGUCGAAUAAGCUCAGCGCGGUGCUGAAGGUUACGGGCAGGAACUUCCAGUGGGAUGUGGCCUCCAGGGGGAAGGGCGGGCGCGUGAUCGAGGUGCUCAGCGAGCAUACGUGCCAAGCGAUGCUGCAGGGGUACACGCUCACUGGGCGGUGUGGGCUGUUCCCCAGCUACGAGGCCUUCCUUGGGAUUGUACACACGAUGAUGGUGCAGUAUAGCAAGUUCGUCAAGAUGGCCGCGCAGACGAAGUGGCACACGCACAUCGGCUCGCUGAACUACCUCGAGACGUCGACGUGGGCGCGGCAGGAGCACAACGGGUUCUCGCACCAGAACCCGAGCAUGAUUGGCGCGAUGCUGAACCUCAAGCCGACGUUCUCGCGCGUGUACCUCCCGCCCGAUGCGAACUGCAUGCUGAGCACGAUGGCGCAUUGCCUCCGCGCGCGCGGGUAUAUCAAUUUGGUCGUGGGGAGCAAGCAGCCGACGCCGGUGUGGUUGGGGAGGGAGGAGGCGGAUCGGCAUUGUAUUGCGGGCGCGAGUGUGUGGAAGUUUGCGAGUGUGGAGGAGGGCGUGGAUCCGGAUGUUGUCCUGGUGGGUAUCGGCGUGGAGAUGACCUUCGAGGUUAUCGCUGCCGCUUCCCUGCUGCGCCAGCACGCCCCGCAGCUGCGCGUGCGCGUCGUGAACGUGACGGAUUUGAUGAUCCUGGGGCCCGAGGGGAGCCACCCGCACGCACUGACAGACACAGACUUUUACGCGCUGUUCACGACCGACCGGCCGGUGCAUUUUAACUACCACGGGUACCCGAUCGAGCUGAAGGGCCUGUUGUUUGGCCGGCCUGGGCUGAGUCGGGUUACGAUUGAGGGGUAUCGAGAGGAAGGGACCACGACUUCGCCUUUUGACAUGAUGCUCUGCAACCGCACAUCUCGGUACCACGUCGCCGCAGCUGCCAUCCGUGGCGCGGCGCUGCACAACGCCAAGGUCGCGAUUGACGCGCACGAGAAGAUUAGUUAUUUGAUGCAUUUGUCACAGAAGGAUAGGGCGUACAUUCUCGAGCACGGGACGGAUCCUGAGGGGACGUAUGAGAGGCCAACGUUUUAAAGUGGUGGUGUUAGAUGG
Messenger RNA from Gloeophyllum trabeum ATCC 11539, 2442 nucleotides. Its product is annotated as D-xylulose 5-phosphate/D-fructose 6-phosphate phosphoketolase. Gene Ontology annotation, biological process: carbohydrate metabolic process. Lineage: Eukaryota; Fungi; Basidiomycota; Agaricomycetes; Gloeophyllales; Gloeophyllaceae. The coding region runs from base 1 to 2424 and encodes 807 amino acids. The transcript has 13 exons. The record is from RefSeq and is a predicted model, not a curated record. Gene Ontology annotation, molecular function: aldehyde-lyase activity.